Messenger RNA from Acipenser ruthenus (sterlet), 2925 nucleotides. RefSeq names its product glucose-6-phosphate exchanger SLC37A2-like. Gene Ontology annotation, cellular component: endoplasmic reticulum membrane. The record is from RefSeq and is a predicted model, not a curated record. Gene Ontology annotation, molecular function: glucose 6-phosphate:phosphate antiporter activity. Bases 701 to 2194 code for a protein of 497 amino acids. NCBI's taxonomy places the organism in Eukaryota, Metazoa, Chordata, Actinopteri, Acipenseriformes, Acipenseridae. The transcript has 18 exons. Gene Ontology annotation, biological process: phosphate ion transmembrane transport; glucose-6-phosphate transport.
CUUUCUAUUGUCACUCAAGGCUCAGCCUUCAGACGCCGGCACGAAGGCUAGGCUUUCUGUGAGGAUUCCACAUAAAGAAGACAAACUGGAAAAUAAGGCAUGUGACACGCCAGAAAGGAGAAUAUAGAAAUAUAAACAGACUUAAAAGCCUCUCAGCUGACAGGUCAUGGGAUGGAUACAUCUAAAUCUAAAAUGGAAAACUGAAUCAUUUUAUCCAUAAGGCAGACUCUUUUUUUUUUGGGUACACGACACGCACGACCAAUCAGCAGCACCUCCUUCCUUUGGUUUAAAUAACAAGACAGUCGUCUGUUUCCUUUGCUACAACCUCAAGAUGUCUUGAUGCAGCUUGCUCGACGUCAUAACAACAAAGGGAUUUUGUAUGCAGUCUUGCACAGCUGUAAAGGAAAGGUUGUUGGAUACUGAAACUGUUUACAUGAACAAAAACACAAUCUGCAAUAAUUCUUACAAAGAGAAAACAGAAAACGUUUACAGCAGUGUGCAAUUAAAUAUUAACCAUUUUAAUUGUUGUAUUUUUAUUUUUGGUUCUGUCACAUCUUUUUGGACCAGUGGACCCCUAAAGGUGGAUAUUUUGUUUCUCAAGCCGGUGUGCUUACUUUUCUGUGGGAGUCGGGCAGAUACCGGUAUAUAUUGCGACAUCUAUUUGUAUCGAAAGAAAAACUGAUAACGCUGCAAAGUAACAAUGAGGUCUUCACUGGCGCCUGGGAUCAAACUGAUUACUUCCUUUUCAAGGGACAGUUGGUACCGGGGCUUCACCCUUUUUCUGACGUUCCUCUUCUACACCAGCUACCACCUCUCCCGAAAACCCAUCAGCAUUGUCAAGAGUGAAUUGCACAGAAAUUGCUCCAAUGUGGUCCGGCCUCUUAACUUUACCGGCUCCAACGAGACGUGGUGUGACUGGGCCCCCUUCGAUCAGGAUAACUACCAGACCCUGUUUGGUGCUCUGGAUAACUCAUUCUUGGUUGCUUACGCCAUAGGAAUGUUCUUCAGUGGGAUCUUUGGCGAGCGUCUCUCUCUCCGGUACUACCUCACCGCUGGGAUGCUGCUGAGCGGUUUCUUCACCUCUCUCGUAGGUCUCGGCUUCUACUGGAAUAUUCACAACAUCUGGUUCUAUGUCUUCGCUCAGGCCAUGAACGGUUUAGUACAGACUACAGGGUGGCCGGCUGUAGUCUCCUGUGUUGGGAACUGGUUUGGAAAGGGGAAGCGUGGGCUCAUCAUGGGCGUGUGGAACUCCCACACCUCUGUGGGCAACAUCCUGGGGUCCUUGAUAGCGGGUGUCUUCGUGUCGUCGGCGUGGGGGCUGUCUUUCAUUGUGCCUGGAAUCAUCAUUGGGGUCAUGGGAGUCAUCUGCUUCUUCUUCCUGGUGGAAAAACCGGAAGAUGUGAACUGCAGCCUUCCCCAGCACCAUUGUGAGCAGGACCCUAAUCUCAACUCUACAGCCAAUGAGGAGAUAUUUGGCAGCCCUUCCCACAGCCUGGCCAAUGGCAGCAUCCCAGUGGAACCAGCCAAUGAGGAGCCAAAGGCCAUCGGUUUCGUGGCAGCGUUGAGGAUCCCGGGCGUGGUGGAGUUCUCUCUGUGUCUGCUGUUUGCCAAGCUGGUCAGCUACACCUUUCUGUAUUGGCUGCCCCUCUACAUCGCUAACGUUGCACAUUUUGAUGCCAAGGCUGCUGGAGACCUGUCCACCCUCUUUGACUUAGGGGGAAUUUUUGGUGGAAUCCUUGCCGGUGUUGUGUCAGACUAUACAGGAGGCAGAGCCACCUCAUGCUGCGUCAUGUUAAUUGCAGCAGCACCAAUGUUGUUCGUGUACAAUCGAAUUGGAGAGUACGGUCUCGGGACGACGAUAGGAAUGCUGCUGCUGUGUGGUGGUUUGGUGAACGGCCCCUACGCUCUCAUAACUACAGCUGUAGCUGCUGAUCUGGGAACUCAUGAAAGUCUAAGAGGGAACUCCAAAGCUCUUUCCACUGUCACCGCCAUCAUCGACGGCACUGGUUCCAUAGGUGCUGCUCUUGGUCCUCUGCUGGCUGGUUUGAUUUCUCCAACCGGGUGGAACAAUGUGUUUUACAUGUUGAUCACUGCUGACAUCCUGGCCUGUUUGUUCCUUUCCAGACUGGUUUACAAAGAGGUCCGGGGCUGGUGUGGGUUCUACACGAGGAUGCGAGGGUUUAAAGAAAUCUGACACAUGGGCCACGUGAGAAUGUUCACAGAGCUUUCAAAUAAAAUGAACAAACUAAAUGGAUCGAGGGGGUGCUUUUGUUCUUUGAUGCUGGACUGCUUUUAUUGGAAAGACAGGAAUCAUGUCAGUCCUGGAUAAAAGGGAACACAUCAAUGCCACGAGAAAGGGGGAAAGAUUAAAGGAACCAAACAAAUCACCAUUUUUUUAGAUGAAACUGCCGUCUGCUAAACGUGACUGCAAACAAUCUGUUUCAAUUAAUAAUGGAGUGUUUUUACCAACUGAUGUCUUCCUCUGAUCUAUCUGAGCUGCAAGUCCUUUAUCAUUAAAAUGGUGCUAAGUGUAAUUCGGUUUUUGUUUUUUGUCCUCUUGUUUUAAUCAGGGUGCAUUGGCCUGUUUUGUUCAAGGUGUAAUUUAUGUGUUUUUUUUGUGAAAGGGAAGCUCACAGACCGCUCAUUUCAUCCCUUCCCUUUUAAAGACCCGAUCACAGUAAAAUUAGUCUUCCGCAUAAUUGUCCAGAUGUCUGUACUGUUGAAUAACAGCAAAGUCUUCAUGGGCUUGUAUUAAUGUUGUGUUGUUGUUAUUAAAAAGCCUAGAUGUUUUAUAUUGUGUCCUGAAUCGAUUUUACGAGCAACUUGCACCACAAAAAAUGGAGAAAAGAAUUCACUAAUUGUACACCCAUAAUACUUCUCUGUCUUGGGAAUAAAAGAUUUUACAUUUUCUAGGUUACACAUCAA